Messenger RNA from Phyllostomus discolor (pale spear-nosed bat), 3717 nucleotides. RefSeq names its product syncytin-2-like. The record is from RefSeq and is a predicted model, not a curated record. The coding region runs from base 1424 to 2512 and encodes 362 amino acids. Lineage: Eukaryota; Metazoa; Chordata; Mammalia; Chiroptera; Phyllostomidae. The transcript is spliced from 2 exons.
GGCCCGGGGCCGGGGCGUGGAGCUGGCGUUUUCUCUUUUUACUCUCCCUUUUCUGCCCACACACCCUCCCCCCCUAGUCGGUGGUGAGGUGGGAGGCGGCGGUGCGGCGUGAGCAGGCGGAGGCUUGGCCGGAUCCCGGGGCGGCACUGGGGCGGUGGUGUCCCAGGAAGCUUUGGGGCGCGGGGCCGGGAGACGUCUCCGUGGUAGCGACGGGCUGGGGCAGUGGCGCCGGGACCUGGAGACCCGAGCGCUCAGACUGCAGGAAGCGGAGCCCUAGGGCCAAAGUGGGGGCCCAGGGCGGGAUCUGAACCGCUGGCCUCAGGCAGAGACUGCCCGGGUUUCUGGUGGGUAAAAUCUGAGCUGGUGAGGCAGGAGACAGUGUAGGAAGAAGUUUGAGACUGUGCUCCUGUUACUGGCAGGCGGCUAGCAUCCCAGAUGUGGUCCUGGUUGGCAGGAAACACCUUUUAUCACCUGGGUUGGACGAAUGGUAAACCUAAGCAGGGAGGAGGAGGGAGACACCAUCUCACCCAUGACUCAUCAGUCCUGAGCCUGGUCCCUUAGUAAAGCCAGGUGUUCCAACAUCAUAAGAAACUGCCUUGGCAAGGAAGGAGGGACGUCCUUGAAAUUCUGAGUAGCGUGUCCACCAUCUGAGAAAGAAGGCCUUGGAACUGCUUUUAUCCCAGGGCCUGGGAUGCCAGAGAGGGUCCACAGGGCCCAAAAGAGAGCCCAUAAAUAACUUUGGGUAACCGCCCCACCUUUCAUUAACUGUCUCCUGUCAUGUAUCUGUCUUACAACAGGAUGAACAAAUGGCGUCUGGAGCAAGAUAAGGAUUCGAACUAACAGACCCCCACACUUACCUCAGUUUAGGUAGGCAUGUUGCCCCUCUCCCCCCACCCCAGGAAAGCUGGCACCACCUUUACCUGUCAGUCAGUGUGUAACUUGUUCACCCCACCCCGCCACCUAGGGAAGUCCUCAGAGCAAAGGACUCGCUGUCUGGGCGCUCUUGGCUCCCUGACCACCCUGGGGCUCACCCCCCGGGCCUUCAGCCAUGCAUGCUUUUGCCACCCUGCUUUGCCCUGAACCUCUGCCUUUCACCCCCUCUACACCCCGCCCUAGCUCGGCCCAGUCUCUUCCAUGGGAAGGGGUCACUAAUAAGCUAAUAGAGUUGCUGAUCUGUAACCCUUUAGAUGCAUCAGUAAGAAGAACCAGGUGUCUCCUGUCAACAGAAUUGGUGCCGAAACCCUGGACCCAGACUUGGAUCCCACCCUUUUCCUCCAGCCAUUUGGAACGCAGGUAAAGCCAGCUCCUGUUGAUCCACAUCACUCCCCAGACAGCGGAGGGAUCCAGACUCCACACACACCUGUGAGCUGGUGGGGGACCUGCAGCUCCGGUUCAGAAAGAAGACGACAGGGGGGACAGCAGGAUGAUGCCACGCGUUCCUGUGCGCUGGUGGAGGACCUCAGGUUCCUUUGCUACACGGCUGCUCCUGAGUCUGAUAAGUAGCUUUCUGUUUUACCCCUUAGCCCCUUUCACUUAUGCUAAAUCUCCACCUAAAACUGCCUAUGAAUUAGACAAUCAUACUCCCCAGUCUUUCAAUUCUCCCUAUCCCCUUUCUCUUUCCAACCAUACUUCGGGCUAUGUUCAGCCACUGGCACUAGAACAGUGGGGAAACAUCUCAGCAACCCUGGACGAAAACACUGUACAUUUCAGCCCAUGGGGCAUCAUAGCCGCUCAAAACCUUGCUAAGCGAUUGCCCAGGACUUUCUCCACCAGCAGUCAACGCUCCCCUAGAGGGCCUGUGUUUUCUCACUUAAUAAACCAUCUGCAGGUCACGUACCCCCUCUGCAUUGUCAGUGAUGCUCCAGGAGGCACGCCCGUGGGAAGGCUGGCUGACAGCCAGUGCCGCCAAAAUCUUCUGAUCCCAGACCCCCCGCUCACAAACACUACUCGUGGAAUUCCCCUCACCGCCAUACCCCAUAUGUCUGGGGGGAUUCCUAAUCCAGGGGACGAGACAAAUUUCAUCCACACCCGCUUUCCAGGGCCAGCUGUUCCUAGCCCACCUUUGUACAAAAACUCACCGAAAACAGCGUACUGCCAAGGCAGGCCAUCCUAUUCGGUGAAUCAUUUCCUCCCACAAGAAGGAGAGGACUGUGUCACUCUGUACCGCAGCUCUCAGGUCGCCGUACAUUUUGGACCGAAGAGGGGCUCUAUCUUUACUGAAGCCAUAAAUAGCCCAAGUUUCUGCAAUCCUGUCAUAGACCCCCUGGCUGCAGCCUCGCUGGCGGCGCAAGGACUGCAAUGGUGGGGCACCAAAUACCCAAGGACCAGGCAGCUCGUCAAAGGCAGAUACGUCUCUGUAGAAACCCAGCCGGUUAAGCUGGCAGAAAUUGAACUGAUGGCAGAAUUACCCCCUUUAACAGGAGUCUUUUGGGUCUGCGGGUCCCAAGCAUACUGGACCCUCCCUCCACAGUGGAGAGGACACUGCUCCCUGGGGUAUGUUUCCACAAAGUGAGAAAACACCUCCGUCCCAUUCCCAUGAUGAGGUCGAGGACAUCUUUUCAAGAGGUCUGGUCUCCUUAUUCCUCUAAUACCACUACAGGGGUUCUCUCUGCCACAGGAGCGGUGGUAGGUAGAGCCUCAUUAGGGACCCACCACUGCCUAUCACAGGAAACAGCUAAGUCAUUGACUGAAACAGGGGAAACACUGGCAGCUCUCCAAGGGACACUGGACUCAUUAGCUGGAACUGCCCCCCGCAAUCGAAGGGCAUUAGGCCUCCUCACAGCCUCAGUGGGAGGAACAUGUCUACCUCAAGGAGCAGUGUGGCUUCUGCGUCAACAAGUCAGGGCAGGUCCAGCAAAACACCCAAAGCACCCCCGAGUCUGCACCUGGGAUCAAAAGUUCAACCUGUCUGUGGGAUUCCAAUUCAUGGCUCGUGUCUCUACUUCUUCCCUUUGCAGCACCGUUAUUAAUUAUACCAGUGAUACUAUUAUUUGGGCCUAUGAUAAUCAACUUACUAACUAAAUUUGUCUCUUCUUGAACAGAGGCUAUAAAGCUGCAAAUGAUUGUCAUGAACAACUAUGGACCUGAGGAACCAGAGGUUCCAGGCAUCCCUCGUGGGCCGACGGAGGGACACUAUCCUCCCCCUCCUCUGGCCAAUGCACAGCAUCCCUGACAGUCCCAGAGAUUCUUCACCAGCUCCCAGAUAGAUAGGGUGAGAGUCUCAUGGUUCUCGAUAGGCAGGGUCUGCUGUCCCAUCCAAGCCUGAAGUAGCUACGGAAGACGGACCUUCACCCCUCAACAGCCCAAAAAAGAAUUUUUGAGAACCAUGUCUCUCAGGAAAAAGGAGGCAGGAGACAGCAUAGGAAAAACUGUGGGACUGCACUGCUGUUACUGGCCGGGGGCCAGCGUCCUGGUUGCCAGGAAACACCUUUUAUCACCUGGGUUGAAUGAAUGGUAAACCUAGGCAGGGAGGAGGAGGAAGACACCGUCUCAUCCAUGACUCCGCAGUCCUGAGCCUGGUCCCAUAAUGAAGCCGGCUGUUCCAACAUCAUAAGAAACUGCCUUGGCAAGGAAGGAGGGACGUCCUUGAAAUUCUGAGUAGCGUGUCCACCAUCUGAGAAAGAAGGCCUUGGAACUGCUUUCAUCCCAGGGCCUGGGAUGCCAGAGAGGGUCCACAGAGCCCGUAAAUAACUUUGGGUAACCGCCCCACUUUUCAUU